This is a messenger RNA of Solanum stenotomum, 1077 nucleotides long. RefSeq names its product F-box/kelch-repeat protein At3g06240-like. The record is from RefSeq and is a predicted model, not a curated record. Gene Ontology annotation, molecular function: protein binding. The transcript has a single exon. The coding region runs from base 1 to 1077 and encodes 358 amino acids. Lineage: Eukaryota; Viridiplantae; Streptophyta; Magnoliopsida; Solanales; Solanaceae.
AUGGACAUCCUCAUCAGGCCACCCGUGAGGUCUCUUCUUCGAUUCAAAUGUGUUUCAAAAUCUUGGAAGAAGUUAAUCUCCGAGUCAUACUUUAAGAUGAAGCAUCUCAGUCAUGCCAAGAAUGACUUAAACUCCCAAAAACUUCUUGUUUGUGAAAGUUUUGCUUCUGGUUUGUUUAACUUCUUUUGUUUUUCUCUAUCGACUGAUCAACUCAUUCGGGAUGCACAAAAUUGCCCUUCAAAAUGCACACCGUUUGGUGGAGCCAAUAUUUAUUCUUGUUGCGAUGGUUUGGUUCUUCUUGGACUUAAUUAUUCAUUUGGUGACCAACUUUUGUUGUGGAACCACUCCACGAGAGAAUCAACAAAACUAGCACUUUCCUAUAAACCAUUUAAACUAGAGUAUACUACUUUUGGAUUUGGAUAUGACGCAAAUAGUGAUGACUAUAAGAUCCUUAAGGUGAACAGGGGUGGUGUAGAACAAGCCCUUGAGAUUCUCAUGCUAAAAAGUCGUUCGUGGAGAAGUAUUUGUAACUUUCCAACUAUUGUAUGCCCUAAGACAGGAUCUCAAAUGGAGAUUCAUCCAUAUUAUCAAGAUUUCACUAUAAGUCCCGUGGUAUUUGUACGUGGAGCAUUUCAUUGGCUAGGUCAUUCGUAUAAUUAUUCUGUGGUUUCAUUUAGUAUUUCAAAUGAGGUGUACAGAGAUAUACCAUUGCUAGAGCAAAUGUAUAGAUUUGACCACAAACAAAGCUCCAAUUAUGGCAUUUCGGUAUUGGGAGGAAUGCUUUGCUUUUAUUCUACUGAUAAUUAUCGUCGAGAUCAGCCCGUUACUUUUCAGUUGUGGGGAAUGAAAGAGUAUGGUGAUGUGGAAUCUUGGACUGAAUUGUUUACAUUACGUGCUUCUGAUUCUUAUAAUAUUACACCGAAAUAUAGGUAUGCAGAUGGCGAUGUGCUACUAAGGUGUAGCCUUGACUUUCGUAGGCAAAGUUGCUAUGGUCAUGUAUUUAGGACAUCCAAAGGACAAUUAGUUGGAUUAUCUGGGUCUCAAUCUGCAUUCCAGGAAGGAAUUGUUUAUACAUAA